Molecule: messenger RNA, 3936 nt
Organism: Nerophis ophidion (straightnose pipefish)
Lineage: Eukaryota; Metazoa; Chordata; Actinopteri; Syngnathiformes; Syngnathidae
Gene: adgrg4b
Product: adhesion G-protein coupled receptor G4
Exons: 29
Coding region: 87-3755 (1222 amino acids)
Biological process (GO): cell surface receptor signaling pathway; adenylate cyclase-activating G protein-coupled receptor signaling pathway
Cellular component (GO): membrane
Molecular function (GO): G protein-coupled receptor activity
Source: RefSeq, a predicted model, not a curated record
AUGAAACGUAAGGAAAUGGUAUUUUUAAACUGCAAUGAAAGGAGAGAUAAAAAUAUUGUAUCGUUUUCCCAUGCACUUCGCACUUGAUGUUGUGUCGAUUUUGUCAUCUUUCAGCUCCUCUUCUCAGCCUUUGGGGCAAAGUGGCUGAAUUCACCGUCGGCUGCAGCCACUGGAGACUGGAGGACGGCGUUUUCAUCUCCACCUUGAACCAGCUCACUGCUUGCCUGGACCUCAAGUUUAAGGCACCUCCUAGGUCUGAGUGGACAGCCUUCAUGUACCGCCAUCCUGAUGCUCGGUGUGCAGGUCUUGGUCUGGGUGGUCAUGGAGAUCGUUUGGUGGUCUGGUUGUUUGGCACUGAGUGGACCACCCUCCCUUUAGGCCUUGGACUAAAGGAGUGGCACUCACUAUGCAUGACAUGGUGUCAUACUAAAGACAGACCCUUGCUUUACAUCAAUGGAACCCUGACGGACCUCAUGGCAGACACUUCACCUUCCAGCUGCAAGUUGGCCCCCAAUGGCACUCUCACCCUGGGUGCGGCCCACACCCGAGUGGACGGCACCGUCCGGAUCCUUCCGUCCACCGUCCUGACCGGCACUGUGUCUCUUUUUCGACUGUGGGGGCGAGAGCGAAGCGGGCAGGAAGUGAGAUCCCUUAAGUGUACAGAGGGAGACUUGGUGCAGUGGGUUAGCCACCUGUGGGACACAAGGGUGUGUGCCCCCAUUCCUGACCCUACGCUCAAGUGUGAGUGGUCCAUUUACACAGUCAGCCUGAAGUUCUUCAUCAUUCGACAAGACGGCAACAACACAGAGCUUUACAUUGCCAGAGACAUUGCACAUCGCUGGCUGAGAGAUGUGCUUCCUUCAGGCAUUUAUUUACACAGAGUGUCUGUCUUUGAAGCAACAAGUGCAAAAGAUGCAAACACAGCGACAACCUUGAGUGGAGAUGAAAUGGUACGUUGGACCUCCCUCAAUAUCAACAGGUUUGACUGCCUGGUGUUCGUGAGCGUCAUCCCCUGUGUGGACGUGGCAGCAGUGCAGGACAAGAUGCACGCGGACCUGGGGACGCCCUAUCACGGACCCUCUGGUCUGAUCCAGGUUCAGGCUGACGCAGCCAGCAUACGGACCACGCCUGUUGACGGUUUCCCUCCCCCUGUGACCACAAAGUCUCCCCCUGUCACCACCGUUACCAUGGCGACGCCAACGCUGACCUCCCCAUUCACAGAAAUAUUCCCAAAUAUCUCAGGUCAGCUGUACUUUGAAGUGGAGGUCAACGUGUCCAUAAGGGGAGAGUAUGAAGCAGAGCAUAUUCUCGCCACUUGGCUCAACGACACUCUACCUGAUCACAUGAUGACGGUGAUAGACCUUCAGCUCCCCAAACAUCACAGACAUGAACGCAGUUUUGGGGGGAACUUUUUAGUUUCUCAUGAGGUGUCUUUGAACAUUGGGUCCAGAGAGAACGUCAUCUUCCAUGUUGAGGUGAAGCUGUCACUCACACAGGAAGUGGAAGAGCAGAUGCGACACCUGCUGCUGGCGCCUUACAGCCAUGGCGACGUCGCCAUAGCGACCCAAGACAUACAAAUAAGCCGCAUCCUGGUUGUGAGCUGUCAAUCAGAGACCCAACAGACGGGAAAAGGUCUCUUUGAGUGGCCUGAAACCACGGGUGGGAAAAAUGCUUCUCAGCCUUGUCCAAAAAACACUCAACGCCACGCUACCAGACACUGUAAACUGAGCCUCAACACCCGGUGGAUGGCCCCAGAACUGCAAGAGUGCCCCUUAGUGGUGGAAAGCAUCUGUGACCUUGACGACGUGGAAGUCACUCCAGGGAAUGCCCUGGAUGUGGUGGAGAUGAUGCAAAGUUUACUGAGCAACCGCUCCAAGCUCAGCUACCAGGAGCUGGAGGUGGUGCUCAGCAAGCUGAAGGAGGUGAUGGUUGUCAGCGUGGUGACCUCCAUCCUGGGCGAGGCGGUCAUCGACACCAUCUCGGACAUCCUGGAGUCUCGCAGCUUCCUCUUACCCUUCACUAACACGAUUCUGAACAUCACAGAGGCUGUAGGAGACCAAUUGGUGGGACAGGAGGACAUGUCCAGUCUGGUCGCUCCAGGCGUGGUGGUCUCAAUGGUGGACGUGAUUUCGGCAGAGUUUGCUGGAUUGACUUUUGGAGUGUCUUCUGAUGGUCCAGGCUCUGAGCCUGAGGUUUUCCUUAACAGGCUCCCUCUUAAAGACACAGUGGCUUUCAUCUCCCUGCCCUCCAUCUUGCAACACAGCUUCCCAUCCGACCAGAGCCCACCGAGGGUCCAGUUUCAGUUCUACGGUGUUCCGCAUCUCUUCCGGGACAACCACAUGAAGCAGAUCCUCAACAGCUUUGUGGUGUCAGCCAGUGUGAGCAACACCAGCUGUGAAAUAAAAGACCUCCAAGACAACAUCACAGUCCUGCUGCAACACCUCCAACCCAGUUAUCCACACAUGGACACAACGUGCGUGUAUUGGAACUUCAAUAAAAACAAUGGACAAGGAGGCUGGGACACUCAUGGUUGCACAAAACACGACAGCAGCCGUGACUUCACAACAUGCCUGUGUGAUCAUCUCACACACUUUGGAAUUCUUCUGGAUGUCUCCAGGGGUACAGUGGACCAGGCUAAUGAGCAAGUGUUGACGAUCAUCACCUACUUCGGCUGUGGAGUUUCAACGCUCUUUUUAGGAAUCACGGUCCUCACGUACACAGCUUUUGCGAAGCUCCGUCGAGACUACCCUUCCAAGAUCCUCAUCAACCUCUCGCUGGCGCUGCUGGGUCUGAACCUGGCGUUCCUGCUCAACUCUUGGCUGUCCACCUGGGGUUUGGAAGGCCUCUGCGUGGCCGCCGCAGCAGCGCUCCAUUACUUCCUGCUGGCGUCCUUCACCUGGAUGGGACUGGAGGGCGUCAACAUGUACUUCGCCCUCGUCAAGGUCUUCAACGCCUACGUGCCCGCCUACAUACUCAAGUUCUGUGCUCUGGGGUGGGGCCUCCCCUUGGUCAUUUGUGUGCUAGUGUUCGUUGUCAACAGAGAAGCAUAUGGCAGCCAACUCUACCCGGAUGCUUCUACCAGCCUGGAGCCACUUGACAACUUCUGUUGGCUUCAGGAUGACGUCACUUUCUACGUGUCUGUCGUUGCCUACGCCUUACUGGUGUUCCUGUUUAAUAUUGCUGUUUUUGUGGUGGUCCUGAUCCAGAUCCGGCACAUGCAGGCCAACAGUCCAGCUGGAACCCGUGGAGGACUGAUGCACAACCUAAAGGGUGUUGCUACUCUGACUUUGUUACUCGGACUCACGUGGACUGUGGGUUUUUUUACUUUUGGGCCAGCCCGAUUGGUUCUUCUGUACAUGUUCUCCGUGCUUAACAGCCUGCAAGGAAUUUUCAUCUUCCUCUUCCACUGUCUGAUGAAGGAAACUGUCAGAAAACAGUGGAGGAUCCAUCUGUGCUUAGGGAAAUUUCGACUUGAGGAGCACUCUGAGUUGAGCCCCUCUGCAUCCGUUGCUAAAUCCAGACAAAGGGUUCCGUCGGUCCACUCAGUCAAAUCCAGCGCCACUGACAGCACCUCGGCGUACUCCGAGUCCAGCCAGAGGGGCUGGUCCUGCAAGAUACUUGACCUGGGUCUUUUUAUGAAUCCCUUGACUUUCCCACGUGCCCAGAUGAGCUAUCCAGGUGCGGGCGCCGUGCCUAACCCUACCACCAGGGCUAUGGAACCCCCCCACUCAGCUGUAGAACCCAGUCGACACUGAAAAGCUUAUGUAAUUCUCCCUAAUUGUAUCAUGCAGCGCUCUUGUUCAUUGUUUCGGCUAAAUGCCACAUUAUGAAAACAUUGCAUCAAGGAGCCUGGAGCAGGAGGAGCCUGUUGCCAAGCAACUGGUGAAAAGACAUUGUGACCAAGAAGCACAUAAAAACGCAUGUGACAUGAUACAA